This is a messenger RNA of Symsagittifera roscoffensis, 1609 nucleotides long. RefSeq lists its product as uncharacterized. The record is from RefSeq and is a predicted model, not a curated record. The coding region runs from base 282 to 1433 and encodes 383 amino acids. NCBI's taxonomy places the organism in Eukaryota, Metazoa, Xenacoelomorpha, Acoela, Convolutidae. The transcript is spliced from 7 exons.
CAAAAGCUGACCAACAAGUUACCAUUUGAAAUAUAGCCAUGAAAUCAUCAAAUAAAUAGGGAAAAUCAUUUGAUUUGAUUUCAACAAGAUUCGCUUCCCAACAAUAAUUUUAGAAACCAAAAUAUUCUUCUUUGGAAAAAUUCUCAUCUAAUGACCAGGAGCGUAAAAAAAUAUAUGAUUUUCACAAAAAAAAAUUGUCUAUUGAUCAGCGUACAAAUUAGAUUAUUUUUGAAAAGUUCUCGUCUAUUGAUGGAGGAUACAAACUAGAUUAUCUGUCAGAUAUGUUAUCCCUGUACGUGGGGAAGGAUAAGAAGUUGUAUUGGAAGAAGAGUGUCUCCUAUGUGCACUCUGAUGAACUGGAGAGACAACAGGACAGAAUAGCCAGAGGGAUACUGUCCAGAAUACUGCAGGAGAAGAGAGAGGCUGAAGGAUCCGUGGAUCCAACACUGACAGAGAAAGAAGAAGAGGUGAAGAAAACACUGGUGUUCAAGUUACACGAUGAUAAUCGCAGUAACGAGCAAAAGCGAGGCGGAGGAAAAACAGAUCGCCACUUCUCAUCAGAUGACGAUGAUGAUGAGUGGGAAGAGGGUUUGGACGGAGACAGGGGCGGGGGAGAGGGGAAGAGAAAGGGAAAGAGUAAAGCGAUCGGACAAGUCAGACGGCUACAUUUAAAGCCCAGGAUCAAACGUGAGCCCCCAGUGAUUCGCUACCCAGUGGUGAAAGUGAAGACAAAGAAUUUGUUGGAGCAGUUUGGCAUAGGGGACAAAUUGGAGGGUAGGCAGAUUCUCCUCCCCUCAAGGAAGAAAGUUAAGAUGGAAAGCUUGGUGCCCCUUCAUCUGAUGGCAUCAGCCAAAGCGUUCAAGGCUCUGCAGGAGAGUGAGGAAUGGAAGAAGAUGAGGAGCGCGAUGAUGGAGAGACACAAAGGGAACACCGAGUACAUAAAUGUCUCCGAUGGCUACGAUGUGAGGUGUGGAGCAUACCAGAUAUGCACCAAGUGUGCCAACAUACGCACAAAACCAGAUAGGAUCUCGAGCAUUUACAAGACGGGAAAGGACAAGAACUCAGGGGUGGGGUCCCUUUAUGACACUUGGGCCAACAGUCUCAAGGAAUUGAACCCCUACAUCGAAAUGAGAGACAAGAAGAUCAAAGGCAAACAGAAACAACUGGAGCAAAAACAGGAUAACCAGCCUCAAGACGACAGAGCCGAGAGUCCUAAAAAUGCUGAAUUGGAUUUCAACGACGCCUACGCACUGCUGAAUCAAGCAAUGAGCAACAUCGAGAACUCCUCUGAGAAGACGAAGCGACGUUUCUACAGUCCCAAAGGUUACUCUCAGAAGUUCAAGGGGUCUACUACUAGUAUUUCACUCACGGAAGAGGUAUCGGGGGAGGGGCAAUUAGCUGAAACGAAAGAAAACACAAUUGUAGAGGCAUAAUCCAGAGAUCGUAAACCAGAGAUGGUAAAAACUUAGACUGGAAAAUUUACCAUAGUAUUAUCGCGAAUUUCAACGGACAGAUUAUGAUGAUUGCGUUUAAAAAAUUUCGUAACUUAUAAAGCAGAGCUUCGCAUCACGUUGAAAAAUAGAACGCAAUCUUCUAGUUUUAAGAAUCA